This is a messenger RNA of Clonostachys solani, 1176 nucleotides long. The record is from the annotation of a GenBank genome assembly. Lineage: Eukaryota; Fungi; Ascomycota; Sordariomycetes; Hypocreales; Bionectriaceae.
AUGCCUACGUUGGACUUGGUUGAAAGACUAUGGAUCGCGAGGUUUGCUCUUGGUUUUGCAACCUUCUUCGCGGGCAUAGUCGUUUGGGGCUGCUCGCUGCGACACAACCGGAGGCGGUAUGACCCAGCUCGCUUCGCGUUUCUUCUCCAAAGGAUAUUCAUGGGCUUCUUUCUCUUCGCUUGUCUGCUGGAUGCUCUGGGUUUUCUUCUGGUCUCCUUGCAGACGACAUUCGGAUUGUUCUACAGCCCCGAUGCAAGUUACAUUAUUUCUUCAGCGGCAUCGUUCUUCAUGAUGCUCACGGAAGGCUUAAUAUUCAUCAUGCUCAUCCAUCUGCUAAAUGGGAUCUCGAUAAGCCAGCUUGGUAGCCUCAGCGAUACCGGCAAGGCUCUGAAUCCGAUCAGCGCCACUCUAGCUGUGCUCCUUGGGAUUCUCUCGCUCGCUAUCUUUACUCUGGAGCUUGUUAGGCGUUAUAUGAGAAGCUCCUCCUGGAAUUUCUACCCAUGGGCGAUCAGUGUAUCAUUUCGGGGAUUGGACAUGAUUGCAUCGAUACUCUUGGUUGCGCGCUCCAUUCGAGUAAUGGCUAUCUCACGGGAGGAAGGUCGAUUGGCCAAGGCCUCUAUUCUGGCGCUUGUUUGCUGUGCAUUAGCACUCACGAGGUCAAUCUACGGACUCGCCAGUGUUUCCGGGAGUCGAUCAAGUUACUGGAUAUAUCUCCACGUGCUGACGUAUAUUUUCGAAGCCUGGCCCAACUUCGUUAUAUUCUGCAUUACUUUCGUCAUUGGCAGGGACAGACAGGAUGGCCUCUGGUCUCUUCACCAACCCCCUCCUGCAUCCAUCUCCAACGAGCUUCAACAACCCACCUUGAUGGAUCUAGAUAAUUCGCAGCAGCAGCCCGGGCCGUAUUACGAUCCUCAAACGGGGCAUAUGUGGCAAUCAAUGGGAGGAUACAAUCAGCCGCAGGAAUCAUAUCGGUACUAUCCACAGCAAGCUUUGGUUCAAGGAAUGUACGCCAACGCCUCGCCUCCCGAGCUGCCACCAACUGAAUUGCGACCGCCUGUGCCGUUGGGUAGAUCACAGCGGUCUCCAAGUCCGAUUUUAUUACCGAAUACUCCUGCUUCUCACAUUUCAGUUCCCAAUCCGCAACUGAGUCCUAUUCCGGGAUUUUUACGAAGAUGA